CAUAGCUUGCCGUACAGUCCAAACAAUAAUGGCGGCCUCCUCGGAUGUACACGUCCGAAUUUGCGGGCAAGAAAUAAUUAAAUACGAUUUGGAAAUCAAAGCUUUAAUUCAGGAUAUCCGAGAAUGCCCAGGUCCUCAAAGCGAGCUGAUGGAUUUAAACUCAAAGGUUAAAGAGAAAUUUUGUCAACUCCGUCUGCGGAUUCAGAAUCUAGACCAGAUGGCGAAGGAGCAGGAUAAGGAGACGGACAGGCUGGCCAUCCUGAGCGAGAUGGAGAGCCAUCGGAAACAGAUGCUGAGUAACCAGACAGCAUGGAGGAAAGCCAACCUGGCCUGUAAGCUGUCCAUAGACCGAGUGGAGAAGGACGAGCUCCUCAUGGGUGGAGACGGCUCAGUGAGACAGAGAAAAACAACCAAGGAAAGCCUGGCGCAGACCUCCGGUGACAUCACAGAGAGUCUGAUGAGCAUCAGCAGGAUGAUGUCACAGCAGGUUCAGCAGAGCGAGGAGACCAUCGGCACUCUGGCCACGUCCUCCAGGACCGUGCUGGAGACCAACGAGGAGUUCAAGGCCAUGACGGGCACCAUCCACCUGGGCCGGAGGCUCAUCACCAAGUACAACCGGCGGGAGCUGACGGACAAGCUGCUCAUCUUCCUGGCCCUGGCCCUGUUCCUCUCCACUGUGCUGUACAUCCUGAAAAAGAGACUCUUCCCCUUCCUGUAGAGCCCCUGCCCCACCUGUUUGGCCUCCUGGCCCUGGGCCUGUUACUCUCCACGUGCUGUACAUCCUGAAGAAAAGACUCUUCCCCUUCAAGUAGAGUAAUCAUUUAACAGGAAAGAUCAACACCUUGCCCAUCAGGUGAUUCCUUCUCUUAUCUUCGGCCUCUGAGAUGGGACGAGAAUUUCACAUCGGGGACGUUUCGUCAGUGAUAUCAACAAGCCUAAAGCCAAACGGCUCUCAGAAAUCUACCAAAGAAGCUAAAAAAAUAUAUACUUCAAAAGUAGGGCUACAUGUCUUCAUCAUAUUAGAUAUUAAGGCUUUUAUUCACAGAUAGCCUUGUGGUUUAAAACAAAAUAUGUGUGUUUAAGGAUAUGAAUGCAAUGGGUGCUGGGUGGCACUGUUGUAGUGUGUGGAUGGACCCCGUGGUCUGGUAUUAAGUCUGGGCGGCGCGAGUGCCAAUCAUGGCCUGAAGCCUUGCUGAGAAAGGCGACUGAUGCUAGCCACACCCAGGGAACAGAGGCUCUCACAGUGACCCCUGCUGGUCGAUUGGGAAGUCCACUUGUUGAUUUGCAGGCGGAGCGUCUGACUCCAGCUCUGGAGCCAAACUUGGUGUGAUAAGACAUGGUCUUUUCCACAUCUCAGACGUGGUGCCUGAUCACGGUCUCCUGAACCAAUAGCUGAGCUUGCUGAUUAAUACAGUUGGGAGUUUGGAGAAAAUGGGCGAAACUACAAUUGCAGACUGAGUCUUAUCGCUUAUUCAUCUGUAAUUUUGACCUUUAUCUAUCAUUAACCUGAUUUGUCUUAAGGGUCUUCCCAGGACACUAUAGCCCCUAUGAGAAGGUAACUUCUUGUAAUUGGCCAGUCACGCAGAAAGAAAAUGCCGUAUGAGACUUUAACAGCACCCUGACUGUCUGUGAACAGAAUGUACUUGAACAGAAUGUACAUCAGAAGCUGGCCACCUGUUUCGUCUCUGGACCGUUGUGUUUUAUGAUGCUUUUUGUUUGCCCCCCUUUAUUCUGUCCACGUGUCUUCUCAGUAAAAGAGACAUCGGUUUUACGUGCUCUUUCUCAAUGGGAGUAAAUGUUAAAUGGGAUUUUGAAGACGCUGAAAUUCUGCAAAAACAAUUUUACGGUGCGUUUCCUAAACUUUUGAUUACUGAAAUUACUGAGUCCAACCCCACCCCCGAAAUAUUCUUUUGACAAUUUACAAAGGUUGUGAUGACUGCGCUAAUAUUUGAGAGGAUAGACAAAACAAUAUAUAAAUAAAUAACCCUUGCUUAAAUGUGUUACCCUGGGUGGGCGGAAGCAACAUGGCGGUUUGAUCUAAUCUAGGCCUCUGUUUGUUUGGCAGUGAUCCAGACUGUCAGACGGGAAGAGUAUAACGGGAUCUUGUGCGCAUCAGAUAGCUGUCUGACCUCGGUGUCUGAGCUACUUGCUGCCGUUCUGUGCUCAAACCGUAAUUACAUUCUGCCACUGGAGGCUGCCACUAUAUUCUACGCCAAUACUAAUUCGUCUAAAUGUUCUGAUGAAUCAGAGUGGAGGCGCACAGUACCGUUCAAUUUGGUUUUAUUCAUAUGUGCGUCACCCAAUUUCAUGCUAAUGAUGUUUGACGCUGUCGCCUGAUAAUUGCAAUGACUGACUUCUCUACCUCUAGUUUUUUUGUUGUUGUUUUUAAACUGGGUGAGUAGUAUACCACACUACGAGUGUGUGUUCUUGGCUGUGCCCAGCUAUUCGCUGAAAGUAUUUUUUGGGGGAAGACUAGUGGUCUAAAUGCCUCUCUAACGGUCCUUUAAAAUUUUCUGGCUUUCCACUGAUUGAUGCGGCCAGGAGACAGAUGGCACUAAAAGGCCGUUAGACCACGUCAAUUUUCACCGUGCUAAAGAGGACUGAUCUUCGCGUUCCUUACUCCGUGUUCCGGUUAAUUGUAAAUGCUAUUUUAAGGCACUAUUGAAUCAAUGGCAAUUGCAUUACCUAAAAAAAUACACCUCGUCAUUUCAGGAUGUGCUUCAGAGCAUAACUGCUAAAAACUGCAGUGUCAUAUACUUCGGUGCGUGGCCUAUAUCCAGAACGAACAAAACUGACGGUGGCUGAAGAACUGUGACAUCUGAAUUUGGGACAGUAGAUGCCGGCUUUGUAACCUAUAGCAAAUUGUCGAACUUAAUAACGUGUCAUUUGUAUUUGCUUUCUGCACAUUUACGUUGUAUUCACGAAUUACAAUGUAUUUGCAUAAUUUAGACCUUCCAGUGCCUUAUGUGGUUAUAUUAUGGAAAUUGUGUAGCGCCAUAUUAACCAUAUGUGGGCUGCCUGCAAAGCGAUGUUAUCAGUUGUCUUAACUGUCUUAAGGAGUGUAAUUUGUCAGUAAUUGUUUUCCUGUAGCAGGAUUGUGUGAAUGUUAAAUACAUGUACAUGAACAUAGUAAAACGUAUUGAUUCCAA
Conger conger (European conger) is the source of this 3149-nucleotide messenger RNA. It is a transcript of the gene bnip1b, whose product is annotated as BCL2 interacting protein 1b. Bases 29 to 718 code for a protein of 229 amino acids. The record is from RefSeq and is a predicted model, not a curated record. NCBI's taxonomy places the organism in Eukaryota, Metazoa, Chordata, Actinopteri, Anguilliformes, Congridae. The transcript has 6 exons. Gene Ontology annotation, molecular function: SNAP receptor activity. Gene Ontology annotation, biological process: retrograde vesicle-mediated transport, Golgi to endoplasmic reticulum. Gene Ontology annotation, cellular component: SNARE complex; endoplasmic reticulum.